This is a messenger RNA of Oryzias melastigma (Indian medaka), 2412 nucleotides long. RefSeq names its product tripartite motif containing 35-13 (gene trim35-13). Gene Ontology annotation, molecular function: protein binding; zinc ion binding. The transcript has 6 exons. Bases 274 to 1683 code for a protein of 469 amino acids. Lineage: Eukaryota; Metazoa; Chordata; Actinopteri; Beloniformes; Adrianichthyidae. The record is from RefSeq and is a predicted model, not a curated record.
CUUUCUCUUAGUCUUUUUUUAAUCAUUUCAGUCAUGAAAACUUUAGCUUUUAAUUUGUGUUACUGAUCUGUGAAGAUGAUAUCUUAAAUCUUAGCCAGAUUUGUACUCCACUGAGGAGUGUUUAUUGUGAAUGUGGAUCCUCACCCGCACAGGAUAUGCCUUUGGGAGCAGAAGUAUUAACAGUUAUUUCGGAGGGAUAAGAUGAGGCAGGCUACUGGAGCCGUGGGUGGGACUUUUUAGGCUCCUGCCUUUUGCAAAGCACCGUUCUAAAGAAUGGCCAGCAGGCGUGUUUACUCUGAAGAUGACCUUUCCUGUCCAAUUUGUGGACUCAUUCUCAGUCAGCCUGUUGUCCUCACUUGCAGACACAGGUUCUGCAAAGACUGUCUGCAAGAGAGCUGGGACACGCAGGGUGGUGAGGAUUCAAAGUACUGCCCUCUGUGCUGGCGUCGUUCCUCCAUGGAUCGGAUAGCGGUGAGCACCGUGCUGGAGAAGGCCUGUAAAUCCUUCAAAGAAGAUAGAAGCAGGAAUGACUCAGAGGCUUGUGGCGAGCAUGGAGAAAAGCUCACGCUCUUCUGCUUGGAGGAUUUAGAGCCAAUCUGUCAUGUUUGUGGCAAAGCAGCUGCACACAAGGGGCACAAACUCUAUCCCAUUGGAGAAGGCACUCAUGACUGUAAGGAAGAACUGAAGAGUGCACUCCUGCCCUUGAAAGACAAGUUACAGCUUUACAGGAAAGCAAAAACGGUGUACGAGGAAAUGGCAGAACACAUCAAGAGCCAAGUGGAACAAACCGAAAAACAAAUUAAGGAUGAGUUUGAAGCCCUGCACAGUUUCCUGAGAGAGCAGGAAGCUGCAAGACUUUCUGCUUUAAAGGUUGAAGAGGACCAGAAGAACCUCACGAUCAACCAAAGAAUUGAGGAGAUGAGCUGUGAAAUUACAUCUCUAUCCAAUACUAUUAGAUUAGUGGAACAGGAAAUGAAGAGUCAUGAUAUCCAGUUCCUUAAGAAUUACAAGGAAACAAUCAAACGGACCUGGAAAAGUUUGAAUGAGCCAAAGUUGCAGUCUGGUGCUCUGAUUGAUGUUGCCAAGCACUUGGGCUCACUGAGAUAUAAAGUGUGGGAAAAGAUGAAGAAGAUUGUGAAAUACACUUCAGUAGUUCUGGAUCCCAACACAGCUGCAAACUGCUUCAUUCUCUCAGAGGAUCUCACCACUGUGCAGAAUUCUACCCAGAUAUUCAAACUUCCCGACAACCCCGAGCGUUUUGACAUCAGCGCCGAGUUGCUGGCAGCUGAGGGCUACUCUUCUGGACGCCACAGGUGGGACGUGGAGGUGAACGACAACACCUACUGGGUUUUAGGAGUUGCCAGUAAAUCCAUUAACAGGAAGGGUAAACAUGUGUUGACGCCAGCAGAGGGAUUUUGGACGGUCAGGUUUCGAAAUGGAGAGCACAAAGCCUGCACAGCCCCGUGGGAGCCGCUCAAUAUGACAAAAAAACCUGCGGUGGUAAGAGUGGUGCUGGACAUGGACCGAGGGAAGGUGGCGUUUCAGGACCCGAGAGAGAGAACCACUCUCUACACUUUCACAAACAUCAUGUCCCCCAAAGUCUUUCCUUACUUCUGCACAGCCUGCAAAGAGCAUCCACUGAAAAUCCUACCAGCAAGUAUUUCCUUAUCUACAGAAUACUGAAAAAACACUAAAGUUUGCACCACACAUUGAGCUACUUGUUAGAAAUUUUUUUUAAACUAAAACAAGUACCACGAUAUUCAUUUUAGGGGUUUAAAUGAAUAAGAGGAAACAAAUAAGUUUUGAGAACUUUAAUUUAAGUUACAGCAGAAGUGUAUUCUAGGUCUCCAAUUACAAAUAACAAUUAUGAACACCUAUAUUACACUACACUGAUAAGAACUGUUACACAAAAUAUUAUAGUGUUACUCAGCUUUGCAUAACACAAAAGUAAUGCUGUAAUACCCACAUUCAUUUGGCUCCUUUCUCUAAAAAAAUCAUUCAGAAUAUGAAAUACAAGUUUCAUAGAAGGCACAUUCAGUAAUGUUUCUUUGCAAACCCACACCAGUGUUCCUUAAAGUUUUCAACGAGUGGGAUUAGUUUUCCAUUGCAUUAAAAAGAAUCAAAGAUCCUAUGGUUAAUAUUCGAACUAGCAGCCUUUCCAACUGCAUGUUGAAGUCUAAUCUCUUAGCUUCAAUCAAGCACACAGUGGUAAUAAAAAAUGACCUAUACAGCAUCAAACGUGCAGCAAAACAUGGGUACAGUACCAUGUAACAGUGUGUCUUGAUACUACCCUUUCUGUCCUGACAUAACUGGUUUAAAACUGAUUAUGGGAUUUUUUCUCAGUGAUGCUUUGAGGUGUUCACACAAUGAAAAAUAAAAAAAGAUGCUAUUAAAAGUAUAACUGCUCCCACA